GUACCCGAAACUGCUCGUAUAAAUGAAUUCACGGCGUCACCGAGCUCAGAUGAAUUCGCAGUGCCAGUGAGCGCACCCGGCUGUCAACGCUCACGGGCUCCAACACGCACAAACCUCCCCCUCUCCAUCUUUCUCUCUCUCACACACACACACACAGACACACACACACACAAACUCACAAACACGUCUGCGUCAUGCGUCCUGAGAGCGACGGCACGAACGCGGCAACUCCGAUGGACCCCGGUAAAACGCACAGCGGCAGCAGUCUGCGGGGCUGACUGUGUCCUGCUUAUCUGUCCAGCUGCGUGUCCCCCGCCCCCCCAUCACUGCUCUGGGAAAGUUGCGCUCCGAGUGCGCUCGCAUCAUGGAUUUUCUAACAACGAGCGGCAACGACAGCAACGCGACCGGCGGUUACCCUGACGGGGUGGACGUGGUCGCCGACUGGGACGCGGGCGAGAAUGGCACGGGGUCUAGGUCUGUGCCGGACCUGCAGCUGAGUUACCAGAUUAUCACCUCUCUGCUCCUGGCGGCCCUCAUCCUCUGCUCCAUAUUUGGCAAUGCGUGCGUCGUGGCAGCCAUCGCCCUGGAGAGAUCUCUCCAGAAUGUGGCAAACUACCUGAUUGGAUCUCUGGCCGUGACUGACCUCAUGGUGUCGGUGCUGGUUCUGCCGAUGGCGGCCCUCUACCAGGUUUUGAACAAGUGGACACUGGGGCAAGAGAUCUGCGAUGUGUUCAUCUCUCUGGAUGUACUGUGCUGCACAUCAUCCAUCCUGCAUCUGUGCGCAAUUGCUUUGGACAGGUACUGGGCCAUAACAGACCCCAUUGACUAUGUAAAUAAACGGACACCGAGGCGAGCUGCGAUCCUGAUUAGCGUCACCUGGCUAAUUGGUUUCUCUAUCUCUAUUCCGCCUAUGUUAGGCUGGAGAAGCGCCGAAGACAGGGCGAACCCCGACGCCUGCAGCAUCAGCCAGGACCCGGGCUACACCAUCUACUCCACGUUUGGGGCUUUUUACAUCCCUCUCAUUCUCAUGCUCGUCCUGUACGGGAGAAUAUUCAAGGCCGCGCGGUUUCGGAUUCGAAAGACGGUCAAGAAAACCGAGAAGGCGAAAGUGUCGGACAAGUGCUUGACUGUGUCUCCGGCCGUCUUUCACAAGAAAACCAACGGGGAGGCCGGGGGCAAAGGCUGGAGGCGCGGCGACGAGUCCAAACCGAGCUCUCCGUGCGUAAACGGCGCGGUGAAGCACGGGGAGGAGGGCGAGUCGCUGGAGAUCAUCGAAGUUAUCAGCAACUCCAAGACGCACCUUCCCCUGCCCAACACCCCCCAGUCCUCGUCGCACGGCUACGAGAACAUGAACGAGAAGAACUCGGGGGCGAAGAGAAAGAUCGCGCUGGCCAGGGAGCGCAAAACGGUGAAAACGCUGGGGAUCAUCAUGGGGACCUUCAUCUUCUGCUGGCUGCCCUUUUUCAUCGUGGCGCUGGUGCUGCCUUUCUGCGCGGAGAGCUGCUACAUGCCCGACUGGCUGGGCGCAGUCAUAAACUGGCUGGGCUACUCCAACUCCCUCCUCAACCCCAUCAUAUAUGCCUACUUCAACAAAGACUUCCAAAGUGCUUUCAAGAAGAUUAUAAGAUGCAAAUUCCACAGAGCGUGAAAACAUUGGUGUUGGCUUAAAAACUCGGGAGUAAAUCAAACGGACAGCAGGACAAAAAAUGUUUACUGACUGUAUAGAACAGCAAAAAAACAAAAACAAAACAAAAAACAAAAACAAACAAACAUAGACUCUCAUUCAGGGACAGUCUCUCUUCGGCCUGUGUUGGAGGAGCGUGUAAAAAAAAAGGCAAAGAAAAAGAAAAGAAAAUCCAGGGUCACUGAUGAAAUGAGACAAGACGGGAACUUUUCGCUCUCUUAAUGUACAAGCCUCAUGUUUAUUCAGUGUUGUAGCUACAGUAUAUAGCCUUUACGCGACGGCAGCCAUCGUUGUAUUGCCAUGCAAGACGUGUCAUGUGCUGAAUUUCCAUGCAUUUUACCCAUGAGACACGCGGGGAGGGGGAGGGGGAGGGGAG
This is a messenger RNA of Acanthopagrus latus (yellowfin seabream), 2060 nucleotides long. It is a transcript of the gene htr1aa, whose product is annotated as 5-hydroxytryptamine (serotonin) receptor 1A a. The record is from RefSeq and is a predicted model, not a curated record. Gene Ontology annotation, cellular component: plasma membrane. Gene Ontology annotation, biological process: regulation of behavior; adenylate cyclase-activating adrenergic receptor signaling pathway; regulation of vasoconstriction. The transcript has a single exon. Lineage: Eukaryota; Metazoa; Chordata; Actinopteri; Spariformes; Sparidae. Bases 365 to 1648 code for a protein of 427 amino acids. Gene Ontology annotation, molecular function: G protein-coupled serotonin receptor activity.